Messenger RNA from Centruroides sculpturatus (bark scorpion), 2565 nucleotides. Its product is annotated as zinc finger protein Xfin-like. NCBI's taxonomy places the organism in Eukaryota, Metazoa, Arthropoda, Arachnida, Scorpiones, Buthidae. Gene Ontology annotation, molecular function: DNA-binding transcription factor activity, RNA polymerase II-specific; RNA polymerase II cis-regulatory region sequence-specific DNA binding; metallopeptidase activity. The annotation marks the transcript as partial. Gene Ontology annotation, biological process: regulation of transcription by RNA polymerase II. The transcript has 11 exons. Gene Ontology annotation, cellular component: nucleus. The record is from RefSeq and is a predicted model, not a curated record.
UUUACAGGUUUAAACAUUCAGAAGAGAAAGAAUUGGAAGUAUCAAUGUGACAGUUGCAAGAAAGAAUUCGUUUCGAACAAUGGGUUAAAAUAUCAUCGAAGGAUUCACACUGGCCAAGGGCUCGUCACUUGCCAAUACUGUAGUCGUCAGUUUACACAAUCCUGUAAUCUACUUGACCACGUCAAGACUCACACCGGAGAGAAACCGUUUGUCUGUGAACACUGCAAACAACGUUUUACACUAAAAGGAAAUCUGAUUCGACAUCUCCGAACUCACACGGGGGAGAAGCCAUUCUCUUGCGACCAUUGCAAACGAAGUUUUACACUAAAACAUCAUCUGAUAGGACAUCUUCGUUUUCACACCGGAGAGAAACCAUUCUCGUGUAAUCAUUGCUUACAAAAAUUUCGUGUUAAAGCUUCUUUAAAGUAUCAUAUUAUUAAACAUCAUAAUAGUAACGAACAAUUACAUUCGGAAAAUGCCGAUCUUGCCUUAGAAAAUCCCGAUCUAUUCGGUGGCGAUAUUAUUGGAGAUUUCGAUGAUUCGAGGAAUGCUGUUCGAUUUAAUAUUCUUUUGUGGCCCGGAGGAAUCAUACCAUACGUAAUUGACGAAGAACUUCGAAAUUCUAAAAAAUCUAGACGGGUAAUAAUGAAAGCCAUGAAGACUUUCCAGAUGAAAUCGCAGUUCGUUAUGCUUGGGCCAAAUCAAAUGAGAAUUUUAAAUGAAUUUGAUUAUUAUUCCAUAAUGCUCUAUGGAGGAAGAGCUUUCUCAAAGGAUAGGCACAGUCAAACUAUGGUAGCUUUAAAACCAGCAAUAAAGAGAAGAGAAACAAAUGAAGAAUUGUUUCCAGGAAAAAGUUUAAACAAUCAGAAGUCAAGAAAUGGGAAGAAUCGAUGUGGCACUUGCGAGAAAGAAUUCGUUUCGAAAACUGGGUUAAAAUAUCAUCGAAGGAUUCACACUGGAGAGAAACCCUUUGCCUGUGAUCAUUGCAAACAACGUUUUGCACAUAAAGGAGAUCUGAUUCGACAUCUCCGAAGUCACACGGGGGAGAAGCCAUUCUCUUGCGACCAUUGCAAACGAAGUUUUACGCAACAACCUAAUCUGAUACGACAUCUUCGUCUUCACACCGGAGAGAAACCCUUUGCCUGUGAUCAUUGCAAACAACGUUUUACACAAAAAGGAAAUCUGAUUCGACAUCUCCGAAGUCACACAGGGGAGAAGCCAUUCUCUUGCGACCAUUGCAAACGAAGUUUUACGCAAAAAUCUGAUCUGAUAAGACAUCUUCGUCUUCACACCGGAGAGAAACCAUUUUCGUGUAAUCAUUGCUCAGAAAAAUUUCGUUUUAAACCUUCUUUAAAGUAUCAUAUUAUGAAACAUCAUAAUAGUAAUGAACCGCACGACGAAACGAAUGGAAGCUUAAGGAAUUCUCGUCCACACAGAUGGAAAAAAGAAACCUCGUUGACGAUUUCACUAGAAAGAAAAAAGGAAGAUUUUUUACAAAGCAGAAGAAGAGAUUUCUCGGGUUCAUUAAAUAAUCAAGAGCAUUUUUGUGUACAAAAUGAAGAAUUCUUUCCGGGAAAACACAAGAAGAGUCGAAGGAUGUGUUCGACUUUUGUUGUUAACAUUAAAGCCAGUGUUAAGAAAUCAUACAAGAAUACAUCAACAAAGAAACCGUCUUUCGUGCAAGUGAAGAAAAAGAGAGAAAUCUACGAAGAUAUUUUAAAAUUAUUUUCGGAAUAUUUGUUUGUUUUUAUUUUUGCAAAAUACACUCCAUUUAUAUUGUUUUCAGAAAGUUUAAACAUUCAGAAGGGAAAGAAUGGGAAGUAUCAAUGUGACAGUUGCAAGAAAGAAUUCGUUUCGAAGUAUAAUUUAAAAUAUCAUCAGAGGAUUCACACUGGAGAAGGACUCUUGUCUUGCCAAUACUGUAAUCGUCAGUUUAUCCAUUUCAACAAUCUACGGGACCACGUCAAGACUCACACCGGAGAGAAACCCUUUGCCUGUGGUCAUUGCAAACAACGUUUUACACAAAAAGGAAAUCUGAUUCGACAUCUCCGAAUUCACACGGGGGAGAAGCCAUUCUCUUGCGACCAUUGCAAACGAAGUUUUACACUAAAACAUCAUCUGAUAGAACAUCUUCGUCUUCACACCGGAGAGAAAUCCUUUAUUUGUGAUCAUUGCCAACAACGGUUUGCACAUAAAGGAAAUCUGGUUGCACAUCUUCGAAUUCACACAGGGGAGAGGCCUUUCUCAUGUGACCAUUGCAAACGAAGUUUUACGCGAAAACAUCAUCUGAUAGGACAUCUUCGUCUUCACUCCGGAGAAAAGCCGUUUUCGUGUAAUUAUUGCUCAGAAAAGUUUCAUUUUAAAUGUUCUUUAAAGUAUCAUAUUAUUAAACAUCAUAAUAGUAAUGAAUAAUGACUUUUAUGGAAAUGAUUUUAGUACAUUUCUUCGAAAAAUAUGUAAUACUCGUAUUUUAGAUUGUAUUAAACAUGAAACAAGAAGUUUCUAAACUGAUUUUCUUCGUUUUGUAAUUUUCAUUUUGUGCAUAAAACAAUUGAUUUAUGUACC